CCCUGUAACGCGCUCCCCGUGGUCCUUCUUCUCUCACGGGCGGAUUUUCUCGUCACGCAGAGCAGAGCAGAGACACACACGGAGCUCCCGAAUCAUCCGUCUAUACGGCCGGCCGCAGAGCAGAGGGGACACCCGUCACUCCCCGAGACCAGGACUCUUAUUUGUUCAUGCCAACGCGUUUAUUCUCUGAGCCUUCAGACAUGCUGCUGCCUUCACUCUGCGGAAGGAGACCAGGCCAGCCUUAGAAUAAACUCCCAGAAACCCUUGUGGCGAUCGUCUCGUUGCUUUUCUUGGUUGAACAAACGUCCCGAUGGAAGCCAGAGGAAAGUACGACUUCACUGCAACGGGAGCCGACGACCUCAGCUUCAAAAAGGGCGACGUGCUGAAGAUCUUAAGCCCGCAAGACGACUGGUACGAAGCGGAGAUGAACGGACAGAAAGGAUUCGUGCCGCAGAACUACAUCGAGAUGCAGACUCCGAGGUGGUUUCAGGAGAACGCCAGUCGCAGCGCUGCAGAGGAAGUCCUCCGGUACGAGAACGUGGGAGACUUUGUGAUCCGAGGGUCCCAGAGCUCCCCGGGAGACUUCUCCAUCUCUGUCAGGCACGAGAGCGACGUUCAGCACUUCAAAGUGAUGAAAGACAACAAAGGCCAGUACUUCCUGUGGUCGGAGAAGUUCACCUCCCUCAACAAGCUGGUGGAGUUCUACAAGUCCACCUCCAUCUCCAAGACCAAGGAGAUCUACCUCAACGACGGCAGCUCGGACAACAAGAACCCCGCCGUCGUCCCGUCCGUGAAGAGGGGAAGUCUACCUGAACAACGUAACGCGGCGGCAGCCAUCGCCGCUGCCAGCCGCCGAGCUUCAGACCCGCCUCACAACCAGCUGGCUAAGAAAGUGGGUCUGGAGGAGCGAGCGCACACCAUCGGUCACACAGGAAGAAGCAGCCCCGUCACAGCCGCUCAUCCCCCUCACCGGGCGUCUGAAACCCUGCCGCUGCCUCAGAGGGCGACCACGCACCAGGCGAAGGCGCUGUACGACUUCCACGCGGAGGAAGACGACGAACUCGGCUUCAAAGCCGGCGACGUCAUCGAGCUGUUGGACCGCUCUGACGCGUCGUGGUGGAGAGGGCGGCUGCGGGGGAAAAGCGGGCUGUUUCCUGCCAACUACACAGUGCGGCUGUGAGGGCGAUGCAGAGAAAGACUCGUCUAACCUCGAGGUCGUCACGAGUGCCCAAAGAACUGAGUCGUUUAACAUUCACAUGUGCUCUGCAGAAAGGAGCAGAAACACUGACUCUGCGACAUGCGGCGCCGAGGAAACUUUUUUACUAUUUGCAGAAUGUCUGCCGGAGAAUCGACCGUUGAACAACUUUUUCUGCUCAUGCUGUUUGUGGAGUCCCGUUUUUAUACCACAAAAAAGUUUUCUUAUGGAAAAAAAAAGCUUGACGUGUAACUUACUCGCAAUAAAAUCCUUGACGACGA
Cyclopterus lumpus (lumpfish) is the source of this 1476-nucleotide messenger RNA. RefSeq names its product GRB2 related adaptor protein 2a (gene grap2a). The record is from RefSeq and is a predicted model, not a curated record. The transcript is spliced from 8 exons. Gene Ontology annotation, molecular function: protein binding. NCBI's taxonomy places the organism in Eukaryota, Metazoa, Chordata, Actinopteri, Perciformes, Cyclopteridae. Bases 311 to 1180 code for a protein of 289 amino acids.